UUGUUUUGAUUUACCAAACGUCAAAACGGUUCACUGCCGAACGCAGAGUUUGUAUCCAAGUAGGGAUGAUAUCGGAUAGGAGAACUUGAAAACCUUUAGCAAAAAUGAGAAUUAUAUGUGCAAUCUGUACGGAAGGGCACAGAUUGUCGGAUAUUAGGAAGCUGGCGGACGUUUCUGCAAUAUUCUACAAGCUUACAUCGCUAGAGGUUUCCAACCUGGACGACAUUCACCAGCUAAAACUUUGCCUGAAAUGCUAUGAAAAAUUUGUAGAUUUUGAUAGUUUUCGUGCGCUUUGUUUGGCGGCAUACGAGAAGCUGACGCAGGUCCAACGAGAAUCGGUGCAGGUGAGCACGAGUGAGGCUACACAACUGAAAGAUCAUCCGGUUGGUGAAGGGCAGGAAAACAGGUACGACCCAUUGGUCGGUAAUGAAUCGUUCGAGCCCGAAAUAGUCUUUGUAUUACCCACCGCAAACAAUUAUACGCUGAAGCAGGAAUCGCAUGGAAGCGAAGCUAGUGGUAGUAGUGAUGAGGAGGGAACGGUUGACUCCAUCGAUCCUUCGGCGGUUGAAAGCUCGCAAACCCCCGGCGACCUACAGUGCCAUCUGUGCGAUCGAAAGUUCCGGUCCCAGGUGCGUUUGGAAGGCCACGUACGGGAGCAUCAGGGGCUGAAGCCGGCGCUGUGCAAGAUCUGUGGAAAAGAUUUUACCGAGUGGAAAAACCUGAAGCGGCACAAGGAUGAAAAGCAUCCGCAGUGCAACCAGGGCACCUUUCGGUGUGAUUACGAAGGUUGCACCUUAACGUACUCCACCAGCAAGGGCCUGUAUGCGCACAAGCGGAAGCACGAUCCGGCGUACGUUAAACCCGUACCGCUGCCAUGUAUCUGCGAAACGUGCGGCGUUACCUAUUCGUCCAAAGGAGCGUUAAAGAAACAUAUGUACAUACACACGGGCGGCAUGCCAUUUCGUUGUGAGCAGUGCAACAAGAGCUAUCCCACGUCGUACAAGCUGAAGGUGCACAUGAUGCGCCAUCAGGGCAUCAAGAACUACGAGUGUUCGGUCUGUGGGAUGAGGAAAACAACCGCCGACGAACUGAAGCUGCACAUGAACUAUCACACCAAGGAGAAAGUGUUCACCUGCCACUAUUGUGGCCAAACGUUCCUGACCUCGGGCAACUUUUCGAGACAUGUAAAGCUCGUCCACCGUGGCAUAAAAGAGUUCAAGUGUACGUAUUGCGUCCGAUCGUUCGGCAAGGCGGAAACGUUGAAAAAUCACAUCAUGACGCACACCGGUGAAAAGCCGUACAAAUGCCCCGUCUGCGGGAAACAGUUCAUACAGGCGCACUCGAUGCAAAUCCACGCCAAAACGCACAAUAAGAAGAAGAAGGGAGUGAAAUCCAGCGGGACUGUGAGUGGGCCGGUGGUGCAGAUGGUUGUAGCGCCCGACAAUGGCGGUGAACCACAAAGUAUGCACGCUGCACAAAUAAUGCAAAUUAUAUAGUCUUUUGCAUCGAA
Messenger RNA from Anopheles stephensi (Asian malaria mosquito), 1510 nucleotides. Its product is annotated as zinc finger protein 660-like. The coding region runs from base 105 to 1496 and encodes 463 amino acids. Gene Ontology annotation, biological process: regulation of transcription by RNA polymerase II. NCBI's taxonomy places the organism in Eukaryota, Metazoa, Arthropoda, Insecta, Diptera, Culicidae. The record is from RefSeq and is a predicted model, not a curated record. The transcript has 5 exons. Gene Ontology annotation, cellular component: nucleus. Gene Ontology annotation, molecular function: zinc ion binding; DNA-binding transcription factor activity; RNA polymerase II cis-regulatory region sequence-specific DNA binding.